Molecule: messenger RNA, 561 nt
Organism: Lolium perenne
Lineage: Eukaryota; Viridiplantae; Streptophyta; Magnoliopsida; Poales; Poaceae
Source: RefSeq, a predicted model, not a curated record
AACGUUCCCGAAACCGUCGGAGACAGCCUAUGUGGGCCGGCCCUAGCGCUAGAGGACGCGCAUAAGCAGACACGCCAUCCCCUGUACUCACCAUUCCCCUCCCCAUUCCCCCGAACCCUACACCGCUCGAGGCGGAGAAAUUUAUUCCACCAUGGUCGCCGCCGCCAUCACCAUGGCUUCCUCCCCUCGGAGAUCGCCCUCCACGCCGCUUACCAGGGAGACCUCUCCCUCCUCAAGAAAAUGGCGAUGGAGGUUGACCUGCAGGGAGUUAAGGACACCGAGGGGAGAAACACGCUUCAUUUGGCAGCAAGCAAGGGCUGCCUCCAGAGCUGCAUCUUCCUCCUGGAGACAUGUGCAGUUGAUGUCAAUUCCCUCUCCAAAUCAGGUGAGACGCCGAUAUACUAUGCCGCACUCAAUGGGGACAUCCAGCUUGUGAAGUAUCUUCUCGAUCACGGUGGCGAUCCUGCCAUGCCGAAUGAGAAGGGCUGCACGCCGCUGCAUGCUGCAGCACAGGAAGGUUUGCUUUCUCACUUUUUGGUAAAUUGAAGCAAUGUCAUUGCU